Epithele typhae is the source of this 1653-nucleotide messenger RNA. RefSeq lists its product as uncharacterized. The transcript is spliced from 6 exons. NCBI's taxonomy places the organism in Eukaryota, Fungi, Basidiomycota, Agaricomycetes, Polyporales, Epitheliaceae. The record is from RefSeq and is a predicted model, not a curated record. Bases 1 to 1653 code for a protein of 550 amino acids.
AUGGAAUCUCGAUCCAGACUUGCGCAAACCCUUCGUCGUCAGCCGCACCCCGAAGUCUCAUUGGCCUGUCUUGUGCGUCCGCCCUGCUUAUUCCCCAUCAUCGGCUGGUACCGUUUCUUCACCCCCGCUGGAUCGUGGUACUUUUGUCUUGCCACCUCCCUCUUUCUCGCUUUCUUGCCUCUGGCCUCCUUGAAGGACACCGACACAUCUAUUGAUGUGACCUGGGACAAGCCCGCUCGCGGAGACACGUACGGCCCAGGGGAUACUCUCGUCGGACAAUGGAGCGCCGACAAGUCUGUCGUAUCUCCGUCUUUCAGGUUGUGUACGGUGGAUGAAUAUGUAGACGACGAGACGGAUGACGACGACGACGACGUCAGAAACGAUUUGGAGACGGACGACGACGAUACGUGCGGGCAAGCCAUUUGGCCGACGGUGCGGCAAGUCGAGGACGGUUCAUGGAAGAUCCAUAUGACCCUGCCAAACACCAACACCACCCCAUCGCAGUGCUUCAUCGAGAUGGUGGACGACUUUGGAGAUAAGGCAAUGUCGCCUGUCUUUUCCUUCGGACACCCCGCCUCGGAGCCGGCCUCAUCGUCAUCUUCGCCCAAAAAGCCUGGUGCUUCCAACAGCCACGACGAAGACUCUGCCGACUCUCCACGCACCAGCCCCUCUCCCACAUCUUCUCCCCACACGUCGUCGUCUCCCCUCCCUCCUCCUCUCCCUCCAGACCCGUCCGAGUCCAAGGCCCCUGCGCCCGUUGCGGCGUAUGCCGUGCCGCUUUCCCUCGUCGGCGCCGUCAUCAUCGCCGCCGCUGGCACGUACCUCUACCGCCGCCGCCAGUCCGCGAGGGAGCAAGCGCAAGCGCAGCAGGCCGCGCGCAUCCCGCCUUCGCGCCAGUCCUCGCUCAGUUUCGCGGGCUUCCUCGCCCUCGGGCGCGGCCCGACCGCGAGCUCGUCGUCCUCUCCCCGCUCGGAUUCGCCCCCUGGACGCCGCCCGCCUGGAAGCUCGAGGUCGAGCGCGACGCGCGUGGACGCGGCGCACGCAAACGUUUCGCGGCACGCCAAGCGCGGCUUCGGGCUCUCUGCGGGCGAGUCCGACUAUCGCCGCGCAGACCGACACGCCGACGCCGACGGCGCAGGGCCGCGCCGCUCGUACCGCGAGCUCCGCGACGACGACUCGACGACGUGCCGCCCGGGCGUCAGCUUCGCCUCGCCCCCGCCCCACCACCCCCGGCGGCCGACCCGCGAGCCGUUCUUUGGCGACGAGGACGAGGACGGCCGCCGCCGCCGAGGCCCGUACGACCGCCCGCCUCCCCGCGCCGCGCCUGUGGACCGGCGCCCCCCCACCCCCAGCGAGGGGCUCGAGCCCUCGCGCAGCGUCUCCGUCGCCAGGGACCGUGAGCGCGGGCGCGCGGGACCCUUGCAGGCGAGCGCGAGCGUGACCGACGCGGUGAUGGGCAGCUACUUCGACGGCCUCUCCCCCGUGCCCCUGUCGCCCGCCUCGGCGCCGGCGCGGCGCGCGGCGUGGGACGUCGCGCGCCCGGAGCAGCUCUACGUGCGCCGCGGGGCGGCGGCUGAGCCCCCCAAGGAGGCGGGUCUGUAUGAGGCGGUCGCGCGCAGGCUGUCGUCGUACCGGCAGCAGCCGCGCAGGUGA